AUGCACAUACCGACGCACAUGCUGUCUCCUGGGCAGAAUGGCUAUCGAGCUCCUACAGUUGAAGAUUAUCAUGUCCAAAACGGCGGCUCCACAACACCCAAUAGUGCUCGAACGCCUAACGGGGUCGCGCCUCCCAAUGAUCAUUCCACACCUAACAGCCUACAUCAUCGGCUACCUCACAUUCGCGAUCAGGUGAACCUGAGCACUACCAGUCUGGCUCGCAGCAUCCUCGACGAGCUACACUGGGGGGAGAGGAUAAGGCAUUACACAUGGACAUUCUUUACGAUGACCAUGGCUACAGGAGGGAUAUCGAACGUGCUUUAUGCUGUACCGUUCCGAUUCCGCGGCCUCGAAGCUAUCGGCAUCAUUUUCUUCCUUCUCAACAUCGUCCUCUUUAUUUUCAACAUUGUGAUGAUAUCUCUACGCUUCUACUUCCACCCAGAAACAUUCAAAGCUUCUUUUCUGCAUCCCACAGAAAGACUCUUCAUACCAGCGGCUGUAGUUUCGUUCGGUACAAUUCUACUCAACAUAUCUCAGUACGGUCCAAGCCACGCUGGUGAUUGGCUCAAUGAUGUUGUUGUCGUCUUGUUUUGGGUAGAUGCAGGCUUGGCUCUUACCGCUUCAAUGGGUGUGUACUUGAUCAUGUGGUCGACCGCAUCCUUCACAAUAGAAAAUAUGACACCAAUUUGGAUCUUUCCAGCAUACCCGCUUCUCAUAAUUGGACCUCAUGCUGCUGUACUCAGCCAGACUCUCGAGCAGAGGCGAGCCUUCGACAUCAUUGUUGGUGGAUUCACCCUACAAGGCAUUGGAUUCAUGGUCUCAUUGAUGAUCUACUCUGCAUUCAUCUACCGUCUCAUGACCCAGAGGCUACCUCAAGCAAGCACAAGACCUGGUAUGUUCGUGUCGGUUGGACCAUGCGGGUUCACUGUUGCAGGGGUGAUAGGGAUGGCAGAGGGCGCUCAACGAGCGUUGCCCCCGGACUUCAUGGGUAAUACCCCAAUGUCGGCAAUGAUACUCAAGGUCAUUUCGGCAUGGAUGAGCCUUUGGAUAUGGGGUCUCGCAUUCUGGUUUUUCUUCAUAUCCGCUGGCGCUCACUGGUCUUGCGUUGGCCCCCACAAAAUGGUCUUUACCAUGACAUGGUAUUCAUAUGUCUUCCCAAAUACGGCACUAGUGACAUCGACGUUCGCCAUUGGCAAAGCCUUUAACUCUAGAGCGAUUCAAAUAAUCGGCUGUGUCAUGACAGCGAUUCUGAUACUUACUUGGUUCUUCGUCGUUGGAAUGAUGGUCCGAGCUAUCAUGUUGAAGCAGAUCCUCUGGCCGCAAAAGGGAGAAGACAAAGACGAAGGCGGUUUUAAGGCCCCGAGACCGAACAGAAGAAUUAGUGUUUGA
Letharia lupina is the source of this 1389-nucleotide messenger RNA. RefSeq lists its product as uncharacterized. The record is from RefSeq and is a predicted model, not a curated record. The transcript has 3 exons. Gene Ontology annotation, molecular function: malate transmembrane transporter activity. The coding region runs from base 1 to 1389 and encodes 462 amino acids. NCBI's taxonomy places the organism in Eukaryota, Fungi, Ascomycota, Lecanoromycetes, Lecanorales, Parmeliaceae. Gene Ontology annotation, biological process: malate transmembrane transport. Gene Ontology annotation, cellular component: membrane.